CAGUGAUGCUUUCCUUGGCGGUAGAACAGAUGCCAUUGCCAUGUGUGCAUGCGUGCGUCUUUCGUCUCCGCAAAAUGCAAAUUGCCCUCGCGAGGACUACUUUCCUUCUUUGCGUCGUUUUAUUCUGUUUACAGGCAGAGCAAGCUAUGGUGCCAUGCCAUCCGUGUCUCCUUUUGCUUUGCAUCUUUAUUUGAUCGUGUCAUGUCGGCCACCAACCUAGCUAUUCUCCUAAGUAAGCAGCCGACCUACCAAAGCUACGAACAUCACGCGGCCGGCCUUCUAAGUUGUAACUUAGAGUGGAGAAGGGAAGGAGAAGCGGCCAGAAAGAGCUAGAGAUGGCGGAGACGGUGGUGAGCAUGGCGAGGUCCAUGCUUGGGGGCGCCAUCAGCAUGGCCGCCUCUGCCGCCGCCACCGAGAUGAGUCUUCUCAUCGGAGUCCGCAAGGACAUCUGGUUCAUAAAAGACGAGCUCAAGACGAUGCAAGCAUUCCUCGUGGCUGCCGAGAAAACAAAGAAGAAAAACAUGCUACUGGAGGUGUGGGCAGAGCAAGUAAGAGAUCUAGCAUAUGGUAUUGAGGAUUGUCUUGAUGAAUUUAUGGUGCAUGUGGGAAGCCAGAGCCGUUCUCGACGGCUGCUUAAGCUGAACGAUCGGCAUCGGAUUGCCAGCCAAAUCCGUGAUCUCAAAGCAAGAGUUGAAGAAGUGAGCAAUAGGAAUGCACGCUAUAACUUGAUCAACGCUGAUGCCUCCAGCAACAUUGACGAGGUGAAUGCCAGCAUGGAAGAUGUUCGUAGCCACUCAGCUGGUAACAUUGAUGAGGCAGAGCUUGUGGGCUUUGUUAAGCCUAAAGAGGAGUUGAUUAAGAUGGUGGAUGUUAACUCCAGAGAUGGUCUUUCCAAGGUGAUAUGUGUCGUUGGCAUGGGCGGUUUAGGCAAGACUACUCUAGCAGGGAAGGCAUAUGCUAGCAAGGAAGAUAUUGUGAAUAAAUUUGCUUGUUGUGCUUGGGUAUAUGCUAGCAAGGAAGAUAUUGUGAAUAAAUUUGCUUGUUGUGCUUGGGUCACAGUCUCACAGUCAUUUUCGAAGAUAGAGAUGCUCAAGGAGAUGAUAAGUCAACUUUUGGGUACCGAGUCACUGAGGAAAUGCUUGAAAGAACUUGAACAGAAGGCAGUGCAAGUAGAGCAUCUCGCCAACUACCUCAGAGAAAAGCUAGAGGACAAGAGAUACUUUAUUGUUCUUGAUGACCUGUGGACCAUAGAUGCUUGGAAUUGGAUCAAAUAUAUUGCUUUUCCUAUUAGAAACAAUAAAGGUAGCCGAAUAAUAGUAACAACACGAGAUGUGGGCUUGGCUGCACAGUGCACUUCAGAAUCACUUAUCUACCACCUUAAGCACCUGCAAAUAGAAGAUGCCACAAAUUUGCUACUAAGAAAGAGUGGGAAAACACGGGAAGACAUGAAAAAUGAUAAGAAAAUGAUGGCAGUGGUCAACAAAAUAGUAAAGAAGUGUGGUGGUCUACCGCUGGCUAUACUCACUAUAGGAGGCAUGCUUGGCAACAAAAAGGCAACAGAGUGGGAAAGUAUCUAUACACAAAUCCCAUCAGAGCUUGAGAGCAACCCUAGCCUAGAAGCAAUGAGGAGGAUAGUUACUCUAAGCUACAACAACUUGCCGUCUCAUCUCAAGUCAUGUUUUCUUUAUCUAAGCAUCUUUCCUGAGGAUUUUGAAAUCAAAAGGAGGCGUUUGGUAGAUAGAUGGAUAACAGAGGGGUUUGUUAGAGCCAGAGGUGGAGUAAACAUCGAAGAUGUUGGAAUAAGUUAUUUCACCGAGCUAAUCAACCGAAGCAUGAUUCAGCCCUCAAAAGUGAGCAUAGAAGGACAUGUUAAGAGUUGUCGAGUCCAUGAUAUCAUGCAUGAUGUGAUGGUCUCGAUAUCCAGGGAAGAAAAUUUUGUGUAUUUGGCAGGAGAUAAUGCAACUACUGUAUCAGAGGGGAACUUCCGUCAUGUAGCAUACAAUGGUAGUAAGUGCCAAAAAUUAGGCAUGGAUUGUAGCCAUGUUCGUUCAUUAACCAUGUUUGGUGAGAGAUCAUUGGAUCCAUCACCUUCAGUUUGUUCAUCUGACAUGAGAAUGCUCCGGGCCUUGGAUCUAGAGAAUGCACAGUUUCAAGUCACACAAAAGGAUAUCAGCAACAUAGGAUUGUUGCGGCACUUGAAGUAUGUGAAUUUUUCUGAUCCUCAAGGAUAUUCACAUAUUUACAAACUUCCUAGAUCCAUAGGGAAAUUGCAAGGCUUACGUACUUUGGACAUAAGAGGUAGUUAUAUUACAAAACUGCCAACUGAGAUUUGUAAACUCAAGAGUCUACACAGUCUCCGUUUUACCACAAAUGGUUCCUACGAAUACUUUGACUUGGAUGACCCCAAGAAUUGCUUGCUGGCCACAUCUUGUCUACCCAUAUUUUUCACACCUUUGUUUGAUCCCAGUGAUCGUGCUGAGGUAAUUGCCGAGCUACACAUGGCAUGGUGUAGCCAUUGGUCAGAGUCAGAUGGUGUGAGGGUGCCAAAAGGAAUCAGCAAACUGAAAGAGCUGCAAGUACUAGAGGUUGUGGACAUCAACCGAACCAGUGGCAAAGCAAUUAAAGAGCUAGGUGAGCUUGUGCAGCUGAGAAAACUAAGCGUGGUAACACAAGGGGCCACCAAGCAGAAAUGUGAAGUACUCUGUGAUGCCAUUCAGAAGCUCACUUGCCUCCGCUCCCUUGAAGUGCAUGGUUCACUCGAGUGGAUGCAUGUUGUUUCCUCUCCUCCACCCCUGUUGAGGAGUCUGAAGUUGGAGGGAUGCCUCGGAGAGGUUCCUGGCUGGUUUGGCAAUCUGAUGUAUUUGGUAAAGCUUCACUUAUGGAGCAGCGAGAUAAAGGAAGAAGGUAAAAUCAUGGAAAUACUAGGGCCACUUCCCAACCUCAUGCAUCUUCGCCUUGAAAAAGGCUCUUAUAUUGGGAAGAAGUUAGGAUUCAAAACGGAAGCAUUUCCAAAUCUCAAAAAGCUUGAUAUUUUGUAUCUCGAGCAAGUGAGAGAGUUGAUAUUCGAGGAGGGCACCUCGCCCCAGCUGGGAAAGAUAGAAAUCACUUUCUGCUGGUUGGAAUCAGGGAUUAACAGUAUCGACAACCUUGCAAGUCUCAAGGAGAUUUGGCUUAAUUGGUAUGCGCAAGUGGCCAGGCUUGGUGUGUUGCAACGUGAACUGGACGCGCACCCCAACAAUCCCGUGCUGCGGCUGCAGAAGGAACGGAGCUACCACGACCUGGAUGAAGGAACGGAGGGGGAGGAAUCAUCAUAUCUCCAUCCCGAGCAUGCAGCAACGGGGGAAGCCUCCUCCUCGCAGGUGGCGAUCGUGACGACGGGGAGCCACAGCAGGCAAGACCCUGACAUAAGGGAGGUCCAAGGCUCUACUUUGGUGGAAGACGAUUUCUGGUCCUGCAAUUCCGACGACGACGACGCUUGAUGAUUGGUCGAUGCUGCUCCCUUUGUUCAGAUCCAUUGCUGCUUCUCGAAGACUCCCGUGUGCACAGGCCGACGCCUGCGCUGGUACCCAUAGGAGGUGCUACUACGGAUGAUUUUCCCUUCGCGUUGCUUCUGAAUUUCUGAUUGCUCCCGCAGUCUUCUGAUGCCAUGUUGGUGCAGCUCAAACCUCCUUCGAUUUUGUUUGAUUCCAUCUGAUUUCUGGUGAUAUUUGUCAGACUUUCUUUCGUGCACACCAACCGUUCAUCUCAACGUCUGCAAGAGAUUAUAUCUGAAUGUAAAACCGAUCACAAUUAUCUUUUAGAUGCAUAAAAUCUGCUUCAGUGCAAUGUCUUUACUUCCAUUGCUAUUUAUCUGGAGGACAUGUGAAGCUUAUAUGUUAUAGUUCCCUGACUCCAGCCUGCAGGAGGAAAUGGAGCAACUCUGCUAGAUGAGGAGGAGCAGGGAGCUUCGCAACCAUCCUGUGCUGCCAAGGGAUACUGAAUAAUAUCAAGCGAAGUCGGAAGUCAUGGGAUUUCUUUCUGAUCCAGGAGGGAGUUAACAUGCUCAACACUGGACAGUCCGACUCUGAAGUGUGAUAGCUGGUCAAUUAAGCAACUAAACAACUCCUUUUCUUUCUUUGUAGUUAGUAUCAUGCUAAAUUUGUUCAGCGUGAUUUCUCAUGUUGUUUUAGGCUUGAACAAAUAACAGAUUUGCUGAUAAAAUGGCGUUAUGCAUGCUCUGUAUAUGUAUUGCAGUCGGGGAGGGAAAUGCAAUGGACUAUACAAGAAAAUAUACCACUAUCAAUUAAGGUGCAUUGUUAUGAUGCAAUUGGUCAUCGUGUUUAACUUCCUUGUUCGCUGCCAAUGUCAGAGCAGUAGUCUUUUGUUGUCUCUUACAGCAAAGAUGACAUUGGCUGUAGCCUGCAGGAAAUUAGAAUUUUGCAAAUCUGGGAGAAGAUGGAACGUCGCAUGAUCAAACUCAUGAUGCAAUUACUGCGACUUAUGGCGGCGCAUUACCUGAUUUUCUGCCAAAGUUGUAUAAUAUCAAAGAGACAACUGGAGGAAGGUAUAAGUAUAACCCAAUGGAAGUACUAGAGGCAUCUUGAUACUUAGGAGGAGCUGGAGCAACUCUGACAGAUGAGAUUUGAGCGUGAUGCAUACUUCUGCAACUGAUGAAAUGUUCUGAAGUAUGGACUGUGAUCGACCUGAUAACUGAUGCUCUGUGUUUGUAUUUGAUCUCAGCUGGGGAGAAGUCGUGGAAAAUGCAAUGGGCUACACCACGCAAGAUGCUGCUACUGCUUAAGGUGCAUAUACGUACAGUUAUGCCGCAAUUCGCCGUCGCGCUCAGCUCUCCAAGUUCUCUGCUGGGUGGUAGCUUCCGAUAUGGUGCAAGGUGAACCUGAGAGGCGUCUUGACAUCUCUGAACUACGAAUGGAAGAGAAACGCAUUGAUCUCGAGGCUUCAGUGUAAUGGAGAGGAGUAGCAAGCUGCACUGCUCCUCAGGAGUUUACGAGUUGUUACUGUUGGCCUAGAUGAGAAAACGCUUCUUGAGGAACACAAUCGAAUCGAAUGGCUGAUCCACCUGAUCAGAGCCUGCAAUUUUGAAUCAGACCUACUCUGCUUUUCCAGAGAUGUUUAGUUCCUGUCUGUUACUGCCACUAUGCUUGUGCUUGCUUGUAAUCAAAGAAUGAGGAUUACAUGUGUUGUUAUCCAAGUCCCGCAAAUUUAAGAAUC
Triticum urartu is the source of this 5211-nucleotide messenger RNA. NCBI's taxonomy places the organism in Eukaryota, Viridiplantae, Streptophyta, Magnoliopsida, Poales, Poaceae. The record is from RefSeq and is a predicted model, not a curated record.